Molecule: messenger RNA, 2735 nt
Organism: Scleropages formosus (Asian bonytongue)
Lineage: Eukaryota; Metazoa; Chordata; Actinopteri; Osteoglossiformes; Osteoglossidae
Gene: itk
Product: IL2 inducible T cell kinase
Exons: 17
Coding region: 102-1982 (626 amino acids)
Biological process (GO): protein phosphorylation; intracellular signal transduction
Molecular function (GO): protein binding; ATP binding; protein tyrosine kinase activity
Source: RefSeq, a predicted model, not a curated record
CUCUCACUGCUCAGUGUCGCUUGGUUUCUUCGUGCCUGAGUGAGCCAGUGAGUGAAUGUGUGUGUGCGUGUGUGGGGCGAGCGCAGUGCUGGCGGCGCCCCAUGUCAUGUCUCACGGCCGCGUCCAAGAUGAGCGCGCAGAUCAUCCUGGAGGAGUUCUUCUUUAAGAAGUCCCAGCAGAAGCGCAGGACGUCGCCGUGUAACUACAAGCAGCGCUACUUCGUGCUGAGCACCGAGGACCUCACCUACUUCGAGUACCGGCCCGGGAAAAAGCCAAUUCUUAAAGGCUGCAUUGAACUUUCUCACAUAAAAUGCGUGGAGAUAGUACGCACUGAAAUGUCCAUACCUUGCAAAUAUAAAUAUCCUUUCCAGAUCCUUCAUGAUAGCUACUACCUGUAUGUGUUCGCCCCAGAUAACGACUGCCGUCAGAGAUGGGUCAGAGCUUUGAAGGAAGGGACCAAGAACAACACAUUAGCCCUUAUGUAUCAUCCAAACUUUUGGGUGGAUGGGAAGUGGAAAUGUUGUCAGCAGAAUGAGAAAAUGGCCAGGGGAUGUAUUGAGUAUGACCCAAAUGGAAACGCUUCCAAAAAGCCUCUUCCUCCAACUCCUGAUCUGCAGCGUCGAUUCUCAGACCCUGGUGAGAUGGUGGUGGUGGCUUUGCAUGACUUCAUCCCUCAAGGGGCACAAGAUAUUGCGCUUCACAAGUAUGAGGAAUACAUCGUCACAGACACAUCGGACCCCAGCUGGUGGAUGGUCCAGGACAAGAACGGGCAAGUGGGACUCGUACCAAGGUGUUACAUUGUUGAGAAGUCUGCAGACAGCUUGGAGAUAUAUGAGUGGUACAACAAAGACGUUACAAGAGCCAAGGCUGAGCAACUGCUGUUCCAAGAGGACCGAGAAGGGGCUUUCAUGGUUCGGGAUUCCAGGCACGCAGGUGUUUACACUGUCUCACUGUUGACUAAAGCCCCAGGAUCUAAUGGGGAAAACCACCCCCGAGUCAAGCAUUACCAGAUCAGGGAGACAGGGGCAGAAGAGAUCAAGUACUACCUGGCUGAGAAGUACCUGUUCAGCACUAUCCCAGAGCUCAUCCAUUACCACCAACACAAUGCUGCAGGUCUCAUUACCAGACUGAGGCAUCCCGUGUCCACAGGCAGAGAGACUGCUCCUAUGACGGCUGGGUUCUCCUCAGAUAUGUGGGAGGUGGAUCCCACAGAGCUGACGCUGGCUGAGGAGGUGGGCAGCGGACAGUUUGGCGUGGUGAUGCUUGGCUACUGGCGACAGGUGAAGGUGGCUGUAAAGAUGGUGCGCGAAGGGGCCAUGUCUGAAGAAGAAUUCAAAGAGGAGGCCCGCGUCAUGACGAGGCUGUCCCACCCCAAGCUGGUACAGCUGUACGGCGUGUGUACGCAGCAGGCGCCCAUGUACCUGCUCUUCGAGUUCAUGGAGAAUGGCUGCCUGUCUGACUACCUUCGCAGCAAGAAGGGCACCCUGUCACAGGAGACCCUUCUGGGCAUGUGCCUGGAUGUGUGUGAGGGCAUGGCCUACCUGGAGAGCACUAACUUUAUCCAUCGAGACCUGGCAGCAAGGAACUGUUUGGUUUCAGAGAGUCAGGUGGUGAAAGUUUCUGAUUUUGGAAUGACCAGGUUUGUUCUUGAUGACCAGUAUACCAGCUCCUUUGGAUCCAAGUUCCCGGUGAAAUGGUCUGCUCCAGAAGUUAUCCAUUACUCCAAGUUUAGCAGCAAAUCUGAUGUGUGGUCUUUUGGCGUGCUAAUGUGGGAGGUGUACAAUGAGGGGCGAAUGCCAUAUGAGAACCGCACUAAUGGUGAGGUGGUGGAGGCAAUUUCUGCAGGACUCAGGCUCUUGAAGCCCAGGUUGGCCCCAGAGAUGGUGUACCAACUCAUGGAGUGGUGCUGGAAGGAGAAACCAGAGGAUCGUCCUUCCUUUGCUCUGCUGUAUCAUGAGCUUGCCACUCAAGCAGAACUAUGAACUUCAGCUGAAAUCAUUUAGCUCAGAAACAGACUCUAUAAUUAUAUUUAUACUGUAUUUAUUGUCUUUGUCUGUCACUGUACAAAUUACAUGCAAUUGUAUAUGCCUGUUUAAUAAUGAGUGUGGUAGGAUCGCUCGGCGAGGAUUCGGCCAGCCUGCCGUGAGCCACUGUCUUAGAUUAUUUCAAUUAUCUGUGCAAUAUUUAUUUUUUCAGAAGUAUGCCUUAUCCUAGGGGAAUCAGUCCAUAUUGUUAAGCAUUGUGCCUUUUACUUGUUAUUUGUUUACUUUUGUUACUCCCAGCAUUUACAACAUUGAAAUUUUUGAAGUAUAUAUAUUAUUACCUUUAUGGAUUUAGGCAGUUCAUAUAAAAGUCAUUUAUACCUUGUGUUUUUGAAGUUACUUAUGAGAAAAUGUAACAGGUCUUUAUACAGCCACUGUACUGCAUGAUGCGACAGAUCUUUAUGCAUUUGCUGUAUCUUACGGUGAUCCCAUAACAAUGAUAUAAAUGGAAAAAAAAAAUCCAGUGGGUUAUAAUGAGAUUAUACAUAUUUUCUAGGUGCAGCUGAGAGAACUUCUGCUGUAUUGUACUGUAUCCAUGAGUAUUUAUGUGUGCGCUGUCCUGGCUGUACUGCCUUCUCACACUUGGUCAGCUAAAGAGAGAUUUCCCUGAUUGAUCUCUACAAAUCCACCUAACAUCCUGCUUCCACCACACAGGACAGUAGCUGCACUUUAUCCUAUAAUAUUCAGCAGAAA